Messenger RNA from Paramacrobiotus metropolitanus, 4723 nucleotides. RefSeq names its product neuron navigator 2-like. Gene Ontology annotation, molecular function: ATP binding; ATP hydrolysis activity. Lineage: Eukaryota; Metazoa; Tardigrada; Eutardigrada; Parachela; Macrobiotidae. The record is from RefSeq and is a predicted model, not a curated record. Gene Ontology annotation, biological process: neurogenesis; nervous system development. Bases 1 to 4425 code for a protein of 1474 amino acids. The transcript has 21 exons.
AUGAACGAACACAUGAGUGAUGCGGUUCCCAUGACCAAACCGGCCAGUAACGGCGUUCCACAACCAGAGACCACUGCCAAUCCCAAUCCGACCGGUGCGCCAACACAUAACAGGAGCGCAGAAAUGAAUCAUUUACUGGAACGCAGUCAUGUACCCAGGAGCGCGAUGUCGAGCCAGGGAAAAUCGUCGGACGGCAUGAGACAUUUUUCCUCCUUGACCCGUUCGACUAAUCAUCACCAUCAUGGAGAUGUGCAUGCCGGCUAUUUGUCGGAUGGGGAUACGUUGAAGUCAUCCAAUAUGUCACCGCAACUCAAGUUCUUCGAUAGUGAUUCAGCCAGUGGAUAUAUCAGUGAGGGAAACAGUGGAAGUCAUCAGAAACGGACACCCAGACAGAAAGACAGGGAGAAGGAAACCUAUUUCAUCACCUCACCUUACAGACUGGAUCUGGAUGAGUGCACGGCAAAUGAUGUAACAGACAAAGGGAAGAGUUUUUUCCAUCGCGAUGCACUGGGCAGUAACAACAACAGCGCGCAGCGCACUCAUCCCUACAGCGGCCUCAAUCGCUAUCCAAACACCGAUGCCACCAUCGAAGCCGCCAAACCCUCCGCGAUGCCGCUGCUGCGCCAUGCCGGCUCGAAGCGUACGGAUGAUGGGCCGCGCCGGCCACCCGUGACCCCGCCGCCGCGUGACCCCGAAACGACUCUAUCGCCGCAUCCCCGGCUGACCAACGGCAGCCUCUACACUACGCCGGCCAGCGUGGACAACUAUCUGCGCAUCUACGCCAGCCCCGUGCGGAAGCCCCGUGCGCCGGCCAACCACAACGAUCUCUUCACCGAGCGGCAUCCGGGAGAUCUAUUUGUCCGUCCGCUGAACGUGGAGACGACGUUAAUGAGCGACAUAAAUAAUUCCACUAACAGUAAAUCAAUUGGUAAUGCUCUGGAACGGCGGACAAAGCUAAAAGUCUCGGGCAGCACGCAGACCAGUCCGCAGGAAAUGCAGCUGAAAAUGCAGACACUGAGUGCUAAUCAGUAUUCCACUAAUUCCCUCAAUCGCAACAUUAAUCGCCAUCCGCCCAACGGGAGCGGUGCAUUCUUCCCGGUGACGGAUGGUCAGAGUGGACCGCCACGCUGUCGCAGUGUAGUGCAGCCGAAUCACACCGAGCUGACGCUGCCGGCCAGUGUAACGCCCAUUUUCUUCGAUCACACCAGCAACAGCAGCAGCUGCAAUCCGGGACACAAUGCCUCCCCGGUGCCGUCCAGUCCGCGACCUAAAUCGUCCACUUCGGCCCGUUUGUCCAUGCCCAACCAGGCGCAUGAAUUGUCCAUAUUGAAUAUUGAUCCGGAUCGCUAUGAUGCCACUGAUAACUUGUCCCUUAACGCUGCACUGCCGCCGAAAAGCCAGCGUCAGAUCCCGCGACAGCAGCUGCAAAGUGCUCAUGCCGACUCCAACAUUUACGAUAAGAUUGCUCAAAACGGUCUGUCCUCGAAAUCCGGCACGUUGGCUGCGAAUAAUAACUACGUUGACUGCCAUUACUCGCACACCGACCACAACCCGCCUGGGUCAACCGUCUGGGAGCGCAGUCCCGCACAUUCCGCUCGAUCCGAUUCACGCGGGCAUCCUUUGAGCUACUCCAUUAUUCAGCAACAAACGAGUCAUUUAGACGACCUUGAUUCCAGCUCCACGGCAUCGUACCCGUUGACCGGAAUAAGCCGCUCAUCGGCUCCGGGCUCGCCGCUCUUAAUGUACAGUUUGCCUCGCAGCGGGCACAACGGCCUGAAUCAGCCGCGCACCGCUCCCGGACUGUCGCCCUAUGUCGGGAGUUUGUUGGCCAAAAUCCAUAGUAAAAAUGACGAAAUGCAUGGAUCGGCCGGAUCGUUAGCGUCGACCACUUCGUCCAUGUACUCGUCGCCCGAAGAGCGCCAUGCUCAUGAAGUGCGGAAGCUGCGCAAAGAACUGGAGCAGGCGCAGGAGCGAGUUACAUCAUUGACCACACAAUUAAGCACUAAUACGCAUGUUGUGGCGGCUUUCGAGAACAGCUUGAACAAUAUGACGCAGCGACUGGAAACAUUAACAGCCCACUCGCAACGCAAGGAUGGGGAACUGCUGGAAUUGCGGCGGAUAAUUGACGUCCUUCGGCAACAAGGUGCCGAAGCGGGCCUGAUCAGCGGCGGCCGCAACAGCAGCAGCAGUACAGCUGGCAAUCCGAUCAGUCCCAACCUUGUCCGUCGACAUACAUUCAACUCCACAAAAGAUGUGCUUUCCGACAAUCCAGAAAAACAUCAUCAGGGCCUGUCGCGCCAGCUGUCAACCGAAUCAGUAGCAUCUUUAAAUAGUAACUGCAGUAAUGCCAGUCAUCAGUUGGAUGAGGACAGCAAGAAGAAGAAGAAAAAGAGCUGGGCAAAACCACCCGAAAAGAUUCGUUCUUCACUGAGCAAAGCAUUUUCGCGCUCGAAAAAUAAAUCAAAAAAUGAUGGGAAUGCAGAUGCUGAAAGUGUUCGAAAUGGCAGCGUUGACCUUUCGAAUUCGGUCCCGAACUCUCCACUGCUGCAAAACAACCGGAACGCUAGCCGAAUGGCUGUCAAUGGGCAGUUGCCUCUUCGAAAUGGUCAUUCGCACCUGAAACCAGCUAGUUCUUCCUCUGCGCUUGAUCGAAUGGAUGAGAGCGAUGAAAUAGUGAUAGUCGAAGAUCUCCAGCGACAGCUACGCGAGAAAGAGAUGACGUUAACCGAUUUCCAACUGCAAGCUGUCAAAUCAGCACAGCAGUUAGAUCAGUAUAAAGAGGAUAUGCAACGGAUGCGGAAUGAGAUCGAAAUUCUGCGGCAAGAUAAUAUGAGGUUACAUCGGUUGGUGGCUGUCAAGCGGCGCAGUCUCUCAUCCGAACGAAAAUCACCUCACGAUGGGGGUGCACGCUCAACGCCCUCGGAAUCAGGAAUCGGAGACGAUGAAUCUCCUACGUUCGAUGCCAGACGAAUUCCGGUCAAGGUCAUUGCGGUAGAAGAUGAAAAUGGCCGAACCGACGAGGAAAGCGAAGACAUUCCGAUCGGUUCCGUAAACAUCGGUCCACUACUGCGUUGGGAGCAGUUGGAUCGAACUGUCAGACAGCUAUUUAAGGAGUAUGUCUCCCGCGUGGAUUCCAGACGGGAGCAGGCGGAUGUGCGCGAUCAGGCUAAUCUGGGUCUGACGGUGGAGAGCAUUGCCGGCUACCAUCUGGGCAUGGCGUUGCGCAACCGGGAUGAGCCGCCGACGGCUGACAGUUCUCCCAUCGAUUACCUUAAGUGUGAUGAUGAAAAAAUCCGUAUUGCUUUGCGAGGGAGUCGUGAUCAUGCUGUGGAUACAAUUGCCUUUGAAUCUCUUAUACCUAAAUCGUUCUUCCAGCGGUACAUUUCGUUGUUGACCGAGCAUAAACGAGUUAUCCUCUGCGGUCCUAGUGGGACGGGAAAAUCAUUUCUGGCGCGAAAAAUGGCACAACACGUUGUAAUGAGAUCCGGGAAAUCAGUAGCAGAUGGGGCAAUAACAACGUUUAACGUUGACCAGAAGAGCAGCAAAGAGUUGCGCCAGUACUUAUUACAAAUCGCAGAGCAGUGCGAAAGCAGCCAGAUGAAUGUUCCCAGUGUCGUGGUCAUUGAUAAUCUACAUCACGUCGGAUCGCUGGGAGAAGUGUUCAACGGAUUCCUUAGUGUCCGACAUCACCGCUGUCCCUUCAUUAUUGGAACCAUGAAUCAAGCCACCUGCUCCCCCGCAAAUCUUCAGUUGCAUCACAAUUUCCGGUGGAUCCUGUGCGCUAACCACAUGGAGCCAGUUAAGGGAUUCCUGGGGCGUUAUCUGCGGCGGAAAAUUAUCGGGCAUGAAUUAGCGAUGGGCGUGUGUGAUUCGGCACUGACGAAGAUUAUUGACUGGAUACCGCGAGCAUGGCAGCACAUUAACACGUUUCUGGAAAAACAUAGUUCAUCGGACGUGACGCUCGGACCGAGACUAUUUUUGGACUGUCCCAUCAGUGUCCGCGAAUCGCAAGACUGGUUUACACUACUCUGGAAUUAUUCGCUCGUUCCCUAUAUUUUGGAAGCCGUAAAGGAAGGGCUACAGCUAUAUGGGCGAUGCAUUCCCACAUGGGAAGAUCCAGUCGAGUGGAUUUUAGAAACCUACCCAUGGCCGCCUAACGAAAAAGAGGAUGACCGCGCUCACCAUGGACUCAACCGUCUCCGUCCGGAAGACGUCGGUUUUGAGACAUACGGGAUAAACAACGGCACCAAAUCCAAUGGUAUUCCUUUUGCCGAUGAUGUGCCGAGUGACCCUUUGUCCCAUAUGCUCAUGCAACUGCAAGAAGCCGCACUGUACUCAACAAACCAAAAUAACUUGGAAACGAAUGAUCCAAAAAUGCAUUUAAGUGAGGAUGUAACGACGGAGACACUGAGCCUGCGCUCCUAGUGAGAGUGAUGGCCGUUAGCCGUUUUUGUGACAAAGAUUGCCCAUUACGCUGACUCCGUGCCUUGACUGUCGGACCAAAUUUUCUACCGUUUACCAAAAUUGAAUCUGACAUGAUGCAUUUGGCAUUGACGAAAUUGUUGUUUGUUUUCACUAUCUGGUCCGUUGUUUGUGCUAGUUCUGCAAAUUUUUCGUAUGGAUAGAUGUCCAUAUCCGUGACUGUUCAGUCAGUGUGAUGCAAAAAUGAUGUAUAUAUCUGUAUGACUUACGAGAUGACAAAAAUUAAAAAAUAUCUUAACUA